AUGACGACUUCUGAAGCCACGCACGCUGCUGUCGUCGGCUCGCCCCACACCACCUCGCAUCACACCAGCUCGCCCCACACCAUCUCGCCCCACACCACCUCGCCCCACACCACCUCGCCCCACACCACCUCGCCCCACACCACCUCGCCUCACACCACCUCGCCCCACACCACCUCGCCCCACACCACCUCGCCCCACACCACCUCGCCCCACACCACCUCGCCCCACACCACGUCGCCCCCCACCCCCGCGCCCCACACCGCCUCGCCCCCACACCACCUGCCCCACACCACCUCGCCCCACACCACCUCGCCCCACACCCCCUCGCCCCACACCACCUCGCCCACACCACCUGCCCCACACCACUUCGCCCCACACCACCUGGCCCCACACCACCUCGCCCCACACCACCUCGCCCCACACACCCUCGCCCCACACCACCUCGCCCCACACCACCUCGCAGAGGUUCCCAACCUUUUCAAACCCACGGGCCAGUCGAACAAGUGA
Eriocheir sinensis (Chinese mitten crab) is the source of this 507-nucleotide messenger RNA. Its product is annotated as salivary glue protein Sgs-3-like. NCBI's taxonomy places the organism in Eukaryota, Metazoa, Arthropoda, Malacostraca, Decapoda, Varunidae. The record is from RefSeq and is a predicted model, not a curated record. Bases 1 to 507 code for a protein of 168 amino acids. The transcript is spliced from 3 exons.